UUGUGGCCACUUGUUUUCGUCUCUUUUCUCCUCAGUCCGUCUCUCUAUGUAAAGACAGGAGCUCAUCUACCUUCAGUCCAGUACAGAGGAACACACCACCGCUCACCAUGUUCACUGUUCUUUCCCUGCUUCUACUGACAGGAGCACACAGCGCGACGGCUCGGAUUCACUCUCUGAAGUAUUUCCUCACUGGGUCGUCUCAAGUCCCAAACCUUCCAGAGUUUGUGGCUGUUGGUUUGGUUGAUGACGUUCAGAUCGAAUACUAUGACAGCAACACAAUGAAAGCAGAACCCAAACAGGACUGGAUGUUAAAGGCAACUGAUGCACAGUACUGGGAGACGCAGACUGGGAUGCUUUUGGGUUUCCAGCAGUGGUUCAAAGUCAGCAUUGAAAUCUUAAAGCAACGCUUCAACCAAACUGGAGGUGUUCACACUUACCAGCGGAUGUACGGAUGUGAAUGGGACGAUGAGACUGAAGAAGUUAAAGGUUUUGAUCAGUAUGGUUAUGAUGGAGAAGACUUCAUAUCAUUGGACCUGGAGACAAAGACGUGGAUCGCUCCAACACCACAGAGUGUCAUCACCAAACUUGAGUGGGAUCAGGAUAAAGCUCGACUCGCUCAGAAUAAGAAUUACCUCCUCAAGAAGUGUCCUACAAUGCUGAAGAAGUUCCUGGAGCAUGGGAGGAGCUCUCUGUUGAGAACAGAGCUUCCCAGGAUUUCUCUCCUCCAGAAGUCUCCCUCCUCUCCAGUCAGCUGCCACGCUACAGGUUUCUACCCUGACAGCGCCGUGUUGUUCUGGAGGAGAGAAGGGGAGGAGCUUCAUGAGGACGUGUACCACGGAGAGGUCCUCCCCAACCAUGACGGGACCUUCCAGAUGAGCGCUGACCUGAACGUUUCCUCCAUCUCCCCUGAAGACUGGAGGAGGUACGACUGUGUGUUCCAGAUCUCUGGUGUGAAGGAGGACAUCGUCACCAAACUGGACAAAGACUCAGUCGAGUCCAACAGAGCCCAAAGUACCUCACCUGCUGGAAAAGAUCCAGGUGCCUCAGAGCCGCUGAGAUCAGGUGAUGGAGGUUCUAAUUCUUCAAGUGAGAUUCCGUCCUGAACACAGUUUAUGGACAAGAACUCAGAGGACAUUCUCUGAAGGAGAAGCACUUUUCUAACUCGCUUGCACAGUCCUAUUUUUUUAUGUUGACCAAUACUAUAGAUAUCUGCUUAUGCGGCAAAGUCUUGUGAUUCUCACUGUCUUCAUAUUUUACAGAUAGGAGUUACAUUUUUUGAAUGAGAGCGUUUUGUUCGAGACAGCUCAGAUCUCUCUCACACAGGUGCGGUCAUUAGUGAAAUACACACCCAGAGGAGGGGGGCCAAAGGGGCAAAGGGGGACAGUGGAAUUCUUUAUGUUAACAAAUUCAGAGGAAUUGACUAAUACUGUAUUUAGUGCAGUGGGUAGAGCAGACAGUGAGUCAGGUGAGGCAUUAACUAUAGUAUUUCUUUUUUACUGCUGAUUUUUUAAAUAGAAACAUACAGAGUCCUUCUUUCUCUCUCUGUCUGUAUGAUAGGGAGAGCACCACCUACUAAUCAGUGUUAAAAUAAAGUGAGCAAUCUGUACCAAAUCGCUCGCACUGAAAAUUAAGUUGUUUUAACUCCACUGUACAUUGUAAGUCAUAAUUAUGAUUCUUACUCCAAAAUGUUUACUAAUUAAUCAAACAUGUGAUCCAUACAUUUUUAAAUGAUCAGAAUGUUUAUCGAGUAAAAAUCGCAAAUGUUUGCUGAUGUUUAUCAAAUAUUAGAUUUAGUUGCUUCUUGUACUUUUUGAUGGAUUAAAAACAGUCACAGUCA
This is a messenger RNA of Pleuronectes platessa (European plaice), 1837 nucleotides long. RefSeq names its product major histocompatibility complex class I-related gene protein-like. The coding region runs from base 108 to 1103 and encodes 331 amino acids. Gene Ontology annotation, cellular component: external side of plasma membrane. Gene Ontology annotation, biological process: immune response. The transcript has 7 exons. The record is from RefSeq and is a predicted model, not a curated record. Lineage: Eukaryota; Metazoa; Chordata; Actinopteri; Pleuronectiformes; Pleuronectidae.